AUGGGGGACGCAAUGACGGAAUCCGGCUUAGAGCCUAAAGAACAACCUGAUGCAGAUUUGAAUGAACGUGAUAAGAAAACAGCAGAACGAGAUGAAGAUGAUGGUUUACAUUUGAUAAAAGAUGAGAAAAGCAGUGACAGUGAUGCUCACAGUGACGACCUUAGUUCUAAUAAUGAACAAAGUAAUGCAAUCAUUAGUAAUAACUCUCAGUUUUAUGAGAGUAGUGAUAGUAAAAUAGACUAUGCGGUAAAAAUAGAUGACAAUGAUACGCUUAGUGACAUUGACGAUAUCAAAACGGACAGUGCUUCAGCUGAUAGUGAAGAUUCUGCUCUUGGCAGUCUGCCGCCGGAUAGUAAUCUUAACGAUAGGGAAGAGGAAGCUCAAGAAAGGGCAGAAGGAAGCGAUUCAGGUCUUGGGUCAGAAUCUAUUGAUGACUUAAAAAUGCCUAGCUUUAACAUAACACUACCAUGCACAACUAGUUUAAAAAAUUCCAACUCAUCAGGAAUACCAGAGCACAACUCUAAUUCUAGCAGUAGCAGUAGUAAUUCAAACAGUGUGGAUAAAGGCCAUAUUCCUUUAGCACAAGUGAAGGUACCAACUAAAAGCAAUCUUAAGAGGAAAUGUAGUGAAGAUAACACAACUGAACCACCGCCUAAAAAACGAAAGGAGAGCAUUCGGUUUGAUAAUGUGACUGUGUUUUACUUUCCUAGAGCUCAAGGUUUUUCAUGCGUUCCAUCACAAGGUGGUUCAACACUAGGAAUGGAAUGGGAGCAUUCUCAUAUACAGAAUUUCACUUUAGCAGAACAUGCUUUAGAACAGAGGAGACUACAUAGACAAAUAUUGCAGCAACUAAAAAGUGAGCGUCAUACUUUGCAAGGCGCAUCGUUAUCCUCUAGUGAGGACAGUGACACAGAAGAAGAGGCGAGUGAUAUUUCUGAAUCAGAAUUAGAUUUAGAUAAUUACUUUUUUCUGCAACCCGUUCCAACCAGACAAAGGCGAGCGCUAUUACGAGCUGCAGGUGUAAGGAAAAUAGAAGGUUAUGAAAAAGAUGAAUGUAGAGAUAUAAGAACCUCUCGGGAAUUUUGUGGUUGCGCUUGCAAAGGAACCUGCAACCCGGAAACUUGUUCAUGCAGUUUGGCUGGCAUAAAAUGCCAAGUAGACAGAUUAAAUUUUCCUUGUGGUUGUACUAGAGAUGGAUGCGCCAACACUACAGGUCGGAUAGAAUUUAAUCCUGUUAGAGUAAGGACACAUUUCAUACAGACUCUUAUGAGAAUAGGCAUUGAAAAGAAAAACGAAGAACACCAAGAAGCUCUUAGGAGACAGUGGCUAGAGGUCCAUAAUAGUAAUUCUGCAUCGUGUUCUUCUAACUCGUCAUACGAGAGAGAACGCUGUCUUAGUCACGAAGAUGGAAUGUUGCGUGAUGUAAGCCUGACUCCCAGAGUGGAAGUCGAAUCUUGUGUCAACACAGGCAGUUUUAGUAAUGUUCAUUGUGAUAUGAAUAAUUCUUCAAUGCAAAGUAACAUGCCAGAUAAUAUCUCAUAUGGUUAUAGAACUGACUCCUCCAACCAUAAUAAUAGUGGUAACACCAUGCAUUAUGAAAAUACAAAUAACCAUCACAAUCACAGUGGCGCUUACACAUCGAACAUACUACAAGGGAAAGGCCCGCCCUACACUGCGGCGAAUACCAUGGGUUUUGAUGCUAUUACUAAUAACAUGCAAAGGUUUCAAUGUGAUUUAAACUAUGCUUAUGAUCAGCAAGCUGAAAAUCAUCACUUUAAAGGCUUACAAACCUUUUCCGCAACCAGUUUUGAAGAGUUUGCACACAAUUCCCAGAUGUCUAUGUUUAGUCACUACGGCCAUAUGUAUAUACCAGACUAUUUUAAUAAACCUAAUGCCAACAUACACGAUCAUAAUGCCCUGCAGUAUCAUAGUGCACAACAGAACCACUAUGACAUGUACAAAAACAAUUCAGAGUGUGUAAAUAAUGAACACAAAACUAAUACUCAUUAUACUACUUUAAUGACAUUGCCAUAUCAACCUAAUAAUAAGAUGCAAACUGUAGAUAAUGAUGAAAAUUGGUUCAGUCACAACACGUUACUUAACUUGGAUCAUUCUGACCAGACAACUCAAGAUUCUUCAGACUUACAACCUCAUUCCGCAGGGACCGUAACAGAAAGCAAUAAUGCAGAGACUACGGAAAAUUUUGGUGAACUAAUUAAGAAAACUAUGGUAGAAUCUGUUAUUGUGUAG
Molecule: messenger RNA, 2250 nt
Organism: Arctia plantaginis
Lineage: Eukaryota; Metazoa; Arthropoda; Insecta; Lepidoptera; Erebidae
Source: the annotation of a GenBank genome assembly